Messenger RNA from Cotesia glomerata, 1069 nucleotides. RefSeq lists its product as uncharacterized. The transcript is spliced from 4 exons. The record is from RefSeq and is a predicted model, not a curated record. NCBI's taxonomy places the organism in Eukaryota, Metazoa, Arthropoda, Insecta, Hymenoptera, Braconidae. The coding region runs from base 83 to 958 and encodes 291 amino acids.
UCUUCAUUGAAGACAACUCUCUGAUAUCUUGUGCUUUUUCAGUGAUUUUAAUAUUUUUAAAGUAGAUACUAUUAAGACCAAAAUGACUUGGUGGAUAACUGGUUUACUCAUUGCUUCUAUUGUUUCUAUUGAAGCCCGCGAAUUAGUUCGACCUGGAGCAAGAUUAAUAAAAAACCAUCAACAUGGUCGUUUAUUACUAAUGAGGGACAGAAGGAACCCUAUUGCAUCAUACAAUCCAUCACGAGCGAUGAUGCUGACCGGUUUCUACCGGCCGAUACGAUACUCAACUGGUAGUCAGGCGACUGGCGUAUUUGCACAGGGUAAUGCGGUCAGCGGCGGAUAUCUUGCAGGAACCCACAGCCGAAAUUAUCUACCGCGUGCUCCAGAACCUGUUGCUCAACCUCAUGUUCUGAGUGCGGAGGCUGAGGCGGAGGCUGCGCCAGAACCAGAACAACAAGGUACACCGGUCUACGGUAAUCAAGAGGACGUCGGUUACCCUGCGAGCCAGAGUGACCAAGAGCUGGGAAGCGAGCCAGAAACUCAAUUGAAAGAUGAAGAUGAAAGAUUACCUGAAGCUCCAUUUCAAGAAGAAGAGCAGGAAGAUGAAAAAGUGUCGAAGCCAGUGUCGGUAAAUCCUCAAGGGAAUAAGACCAAGAAGACUACAGUUAACGUUGCAACUGAUGAAGAGGAAGAUGAAGAAGAUGAUGAUGAUGAUACUUUCAAGCCCUAUUUACCUUCUAAGUCAAACAAGGGCGUUCCUAAUUUAACUAAUUUCUUCCCGAUGAUGUUCAGUUUUCCCAGAUCUGCUGGAAAAAGCGGAAGUUCUUCUGGCUCGGGGAUGAUCACUGCUAUUGCUAAUAGUUAUUCCACUGGCAAGAGUGGAAUUGCUAGUUCUGUUGCGACUGCCUACGGCGGGUCUCCUAAUGGAAAGAAAAAACGCAACCAGAGUCAAGAAUAAGAAGAAAUCAAAGGUUCAAAUAUUCUGAAAUAUUUAUCAGAAGUAAUGUAUACGAUGUAUUUCUAAGUAUAAAGUUUAAUAAUGGUACAAUAAAGAAACUGGGAAAAUCCU